Dunckerocampus dactyliophorus (ringed pipefish) is the source of this 24866-nucleotide messenger RNA. RefSeq names its product stromal interaction molecule 2b (gene stim2b). The transcript has 12 exons. Gene Ontology annotation, biological process: activation of store-operated calcium channel activity; store-operated calcium entry; intracellular calcium ion homeostasis. Gene Ontology annotation, cellular component: plasma membrane; endoplasmic reticulum. The record is from RefSeq and is a predicted model, not a curated record. Bases 20043 to 22337 code for a protein of 764 amino acids. Gene Ontology annotation, molecular function: calcium ion binding; protein binding; calcium channel regulator activity. Lineage: Eukaryota; Metazoa; Chordata; Actinopteri; Syngnathiformes; Syngnathidae.
CGGAUACACCCGCUUCCCUCACCGUGUCGUAAUGGGGAAUGCCUGGGAAUGCCCUGCGAGCCUUCAAGGUGCACCUGAUGCACCUUUUUUUGUACAUGUACAGUGCAACAAAAGCCUUUUCAGUGCUUUUGUACUCUUCAUUUUGCACCACUUAAACAUACAUGCACCUGGAAAACACUGCAAGGGGUGCAUCCAUCUAUACAAAUGGACUCUGCACUGUGCCCCUAUGCCAACUGUAGUCCGUGUGUCGUCAUGCAGGUGUUACAAUGAUGGAGAAUGUUAAAUCAUUGUCAGUGACUCUGUACCUUCAAAGUUAUGGAUUUGUACUACUUGGGGACAUACAAGUACUCCUUUGUCCCUGGAAAAACACUGCAAGGGGGGUACAUUCAUCUCCACAAAUGGACUCUACGCUGUCCCACAAUGCAAACAUGUAGUACAUGUGUAGUCACGCAGGUGUUACAGUGGUGGGGAAGGUGCACAAAUGAAUGAUCUGUGAUUUUGUAGUCUCACAGCUACAAAUUUUGUACCACUUGGGGACAUAGAUGUAUUUCUCUGUCCCUGGAAAUGUUUUCAGCCUGCGACCUACUUUUAAAAUGACCAAGUCCCAAAGACCUACCUCCUGCUAUAAACAUAGAAAAUAUGUUUAUAAAUACAUAAAUGUAUUUACAAUAUUUAUAAAUAAGAGUAUUUAUGUACAUGUAUAAUAUCAGGGGUGCACAAACUCUUUCAGCAUGUUGACAUGAUCUUUCUCUUCCUACUGUAUGACACGUAUACUGUAUAUAUACAAAUCUAACCGGUAAACUUUGACACUACUAUGCUAAUGAUUAGUAUUUCACAUUCACAGUUUCAAAGCAGAUCAGUCAGUCGUUCACAGUUCAGUUCAAUAUGAAAAUAAAGAUAAUGACACGUAUUUCCUCAAUAGUUGUGUACAUAAUUUGAGUACCGGUAAUACUGUAUGUCAGUCAGAAUAGCUACAGUACGUAGCAUUCAUUAGACACACAGUUCAUGUAUUACAUCUAGUUAGCAUUUGCUAGCAAACAUUACAGAUAUACAAAAAACAAAAAUGAUUUUGCAAAAGACAAUGCGGGCGAAGCCUAAGGUUUCAGCAAUGGGCGUAUUUUCCAAUUAAUCAUGAGAUAGUUUAACGGGCGGCAGUUUAGAAAACACGCAUUUCUAUAGUGGAGUUCAGGACGCAAAGCAAAGCCAUCAAACAGUCCACUUUUUUUCUAUAUAAUCAGCCACUACAAAUGAACGGGCAUCUUACCACUGAGUUAGUUUAUCCUUUAUCAGAAUAAUAAAUAUGAAAUUGCAUCUCUGUGUGUAGCUUGAGACGUCUGCUCACCACUUUAAGGGAUAGUUCGGAUUUUUUGACAUGAAGUCGUGUGACAUCCUCAUCAGCAGUGUACUACUUCAACAGUGGCAUACCCGCCCCCAUCAUAAAAAUGCCUACUCAAAAAAAAAUCAGACCUCACAAUUGCGUGACGGAGCCUUCACGUGUGUGUUCCACAGCGGAAGAAGAUGCGAGCGUCUUCGUCACAUACACAAGAAUGGAGAGGCGACAAAUAUAACGCUGGGUGAUUUGUGAGGUCUGAUUUUUUUUCCCAGUAGGCAUUUUUGUGAUGCACAUGUAUUACUCUUUUGAAAGCAUAUUGUUUUGAGAAGCCAAACUCUUUACUUAAAUGACCCAGCAACUAAGCGGAACUACGUUCCUCAUCACGGAAAUUCGACCAGAACUGGACUCGCGCGACCAAGUGGGGGGGAAAAGUCACUGUUGAUGUUGUGCGCUGCUGAUGGGGAUGUCAUACCACUUAAUGUCAAAACAUCAGAACUAUCUCUUUAAUCUUUGCCGCAGGGGGAGCACAAGCGAAUCAGGAGGUGAGCUUAAUGUCAGCUGACUGAUGUAAUAUGACAUCUACAAAGCGACGUUUAUGUGAUCAACCCACACUAUCUUCGCUAUUGACCGUUAGCUCGCGAUUGACGUAAUGGGCACCCCUGCUGUACGGUGUGCAUUCAUCUACACAAAUGGGUCCCGCUGCCUAUGUAAACAAGAAGUACACGUUUCAUCAUGCAGGUGUUGCACUGAUGAAGGUUCCAAAAGGUGCCCAAAGUCAACCUCAUGACAUAACAUGCAGGGGCUUUCCAUCCAUUUACAUGUCUUUUAAACCUGGACACCUCCUGGCUACACACAAUAUAAAAGUAGACCUACAGUUGAACCUUGAUUAGCGUCGUUAAUUUGUUCCAGAAGGUCUGACUCUAACCCAGGGGUAGGGAACAUAUUUGGAUGACUGCAUCUGGCUCUCAGACAUUUCUUAACACAGUAAAAUGUAUUUAUUUACUUUCAUUUUAAAGUAAAACAUUACAGAAAUCACAAUGUUAAAAAUAACCUUCAACGUAUAAUUUUGAAAAUGCAUUUGAAUCCAGCCAUCCAUUUUCUACCGCACUGCAGGUGGCCAGAGCCAAUGCCAGCUGUCCUUCUUAUACUUACCGGGUCAGACAGCAAAACUCGAUUAUUACUGAAUAAUGCGGUAGCCUACAGGUUCAGGUUCCCGACCCCUGCUCUAACCGAAACGGAUGCUAACCGAAUCCAUUUUUCCCAUAAGAAAUAAUGUAAAACCAAAGAAUCCAUUCCAAAAAGCCCAAAAUGUUAACACAAAACAUGUUUUUAUAGUCUUACAUUUAUAAUUUGACAUGCAGAAAACAAUGUGAAAUGCAUAUAAAUGCAUGCAAAUGAUGAACGAAAGGGAUAAAUGAACAUUUAAGGUUACUUUUACCUUCACUGAAGACGUGAUUCUUGACUGUACUGUCCCCAAAGACACGAUGUGGCAGCGAGAUCAACCGCCACCACCGUCCUCUUUUGACAUCAAUAGUGUUUCCCAAAAUGGAGCUAACUAAAGUUGCAAGUGCCAGCAUUUUGAUUAAAAAAAGGUGAGAAACACUAUUGACACUAUUGUCAAGAAAUAAGUCAUGACAAAACAGGAAGAAGGUGUCUGUGUGGCGUCACGCUGCUACAUCGUCACGCUGCUACAACGUCUACAUGAACGAGCAUCUCACAAAACGCAAUUCCGACAUCGCCAGGAAAGCACGAGACCUGAGGAAGCAAGGAAAGAUUCAAAACACUUGGAGGACUAACGGGAAAAUCUACAUCAAACUAAAAGGAAGUCCAGGAGUCGCAAGAGUGCUUGUUGUCCAAGAUAUCAGUGAUCUGGAUGCAUAUUAAACAUUAUAUUACUAUGAUAAUAAGCAUAAUGGAGGAAACACCCUACAAGACAGACCAAUACAACGAGAAGGACUACAUUCCAUAGCAAUAACCUCGACAUAAUUAAUAAAAGGAACUCUUGUAUACAAACCCAGCGUCACUAGCAGUGCAACAUUAAAGACGAUGUGGAUAUCAACAGGAGAGAAAGGACAGGAUAAAUAGAAAGGGAAAAGGAAAGGAGAAGGAGGAAAAAAUGGAAAAAGAAAAAAAUAAAACCUUUUUUUUUAUCAUUUGUGUACCUGUAUACUGUAUAUGUAAAUAUGUGCGUACUUGUGUAGGUGCAGAUGUAGGUGUAUAUAUAUGUAUGCACGUGUUUGUAUGUACACACAUGUAUUAGCAAUUGAUGUGCUACGAAGAGGGGGUAGGAUUAAAUAAGCUCUGCUUCUUCCUACUCCUUUUCGGACAUAUGCGUGUUCAAAAUAAAUUAAACCAACCAACAUCGUGUCUUUGAGAACAGUAGUCUUCAAUAAAGGUAAAAGUAACCUUAAAUAUUUAUUUACCCCUUUCAUUUGUCGUUUAUACACAUUUAGAAUUGUUUUAUACAUGUUCAACUGUAAUUCUAAAACUAUAAAAACGUGUUUUGUGUUAACAUUUUUAAGAGUCAACCGCUGAUGACAUCAUAGAUGAGUGAGGUAACUUCCGGUUGCCAUUUUGUUUGCAAGCCAAUAGUAUGCCAACAAGGAAGGAUGUUUUCUGAUUAAAAAAAAAUAUAGCACAAAAUGAUAGCACAAAAAUACACGUGUCAUACUGUAUGUACGCUAACUGAGGCAAAAUUGUGGUGUAAAUUUUCAAUGUUUUCAAUCCAAAAAACAUGCCGACUGCAUCGGACGCUAACCGAGGUUCCACUGUAUUGCAAAGCCAGCGCUCUAAAAAUGGCCAAAAAAAUAAUAACAUUGAUUUAGUGCAGUCUCAUGGCACUACGUAUAUUAUAUAAUGAUGCAUGUGACAAAUGCAAAGUCAUCUUUCCAAAACACAUUCCAUUCCAUUCCAUCAUUCCAGUCUUCUUCUGUUUUUGAAGGUAUUUACAACAAUAUGAGAAUGCUUCUUUUCCUUUACAUUUUUACCCAUUUUCACUAAACCGUGUCCAGGACAACAUUGAAACCUUCCAAACCGUAUCCGGGACGCUCCGGAACACUUCCGAGUAGAACUAAUAAACCCCUAGCCAGUUGCGAAGUGACUCAAACAAGAGGUGAUUCAAAAGGGGCUGUGACUCAAAUAUUGAUAAUAGAGUUACAGCUUUUGAGUAUGUCGGGAAUAUUUAAAAUGCUAAUGCUCUCGCUGCGGGCUGUGAUUGCAAAUAAGCUCAGUGUUGUACACCUAACAUUGACAGAGGAAGACACCUGAAUGAGUGGAGAAACCCCGGGCCAGAUCCAGCCAGGCCACCGCUUCCUGGAUUUUGGAGAAAGUAAAAAAAAAAUAAAAAAUAUAAUAACAUGUAUCGAUUCAUCAGGAAGUAUAGAGGUCCCUCGGUUAACAUCCGCCCCGGUUAGUGCGUUAACAAACAUAAUAUUUGCUGAAAUUUUGCCUUGGCUUGCGUUCGCCCACUUGUUUAGCGUCCAAAAUACCGUCCAGUUUGUUACACCGCCAUCUUGGAUCACGGGCACAAGACGAAAUCUUGCGAUACUUGCACGUGGUCGCUUAAUGCAUUGUGGGCCGAAGGCGCCAUUUUAGGAGUUGUAGGGCGAUGCAAGACGUAACAAACUCAUGGACCGCACAAAAGAGAAAGUUCCGAAACAAGGGUGCAAGACCUCCGAAUUUUAUGGCUUGAAGAGAAGACCGUCGUCCUUUCAGAGGUCUGUAAAUGUGACGGAGCGGCUCAGUCAUUGGCUGCGUGCACACACACUUGAACUACUUAACAUCAGCUAGUGAGCUACUGCUAGAUUAUGAGCUACCUGUUGGAGGCCCCUGUGAUAAAGUCUGACUAAAGCUGCACACGUGACUUGUUUCUGUUGCACGACUUCGACACACAACAAGUGUUUGAAGACAAGCCAAGUAUUAUAAGGAUAACAAGAGAGCAAGAUUGCUAAGUGACACUCAAAAAGUUGCGAUGAUGAUUGUAGACGUGGAUAGGCUUAGCAUGUGACAACCUGUCGUCAAUUGACGACACAUUUUACGGGCUACUGUUCAUUCGCCCGAUAAUAAGAAGCAAACCUAAAGUCAACACAAGACGUGCCACGUAUCUGGUCACAUGCGCAAGUGCCAGCAAGGCAGACAGGCGAUUCCAGUGCAUGCUUAUCAAAAUAAAGCGUAGGGAAACAUUUUAAUGAUAUUUUAAAUGGUUUUCAAACUAACUAUGGUCAAUAUGUGUGUAAAUAAUAACCUCCAUACAGAAUGCAUCUAUGUAGCAUCUAUUUCAUUCAUACAAUAUAUGACUUCAAAUUGUUUUAAAGUUGAAAAAAAACUCUCAUUUUUAAAGUGUGGUGGCUUUUAUUUUGUAGUGGCGCACUGUCAUGAUUAAUUAAACCCUGUAUUUUCUUAAUUGAUGGUUUUAUGGGUUGUUUUUCCCAAGAAAACUACAGGUAAAAGUGAUGUUAAAUGUUCAGUUGUCCGUUUAUUUGUCAUUUGUAAUAAUUUUAUUAUUUUAUUGUCGAUAAAAUGUAUUUUGUGUUAACAUUUUUGGGGAUCUGGAACAGAUGAAUUGGAUUUACAUUAUUUUCUAUGGGAAAAUUUGCUUUGGUUGGAGUCCAUUUUGGUUUGAGUCGGACCUUCUGGAACAGAUUAAUGACGAUAACCAAGGCACCACUGUGGUGCCCUUUUGCCAGUGUCAGACGGGCAUAGCGCUCAGCUCUGCCCAGUCGACCGGAGAGCAGUGAAAAAUCAGUACACAUUCCCGUCCUCCGCUUGUCCCUCGCGUUGCAUCAUCUACUCUUGUGCAACCUGCAGGAGACAAGACAUCUUUGUGUGCCCUCUCGGAUGCAAUUUGUGCGCCGUUUUCUGAAGGAACACCGAGUGGAAUUACCUUGCCUCUAGGGUUAUUUGCAUCAUCUCUUGCUAUGUCUUCAAAUCAAGGAAUGUUUCAGUGAUCCUGAAACAAGCACUUCAACGUGAACGUGGGCUUCUCCCUUUUUAAUGGUUUGAACAAAACAAACAAAUCCUCUGCCUCUGGCUGGGAGGAACAUCCGCUUCUGGUAUAAUGACCCUGCAGGAUGAUGCUGGUCUCUGAUAGGAUCGUUUAUUUAUGAAACUCUCUACUUUAGGAUGAAUUAAGUUACAUUCUGUUUUCAUUCUGUUAGCCACAACGCUAACUACAAUCACGGUGCCAACACAUAUAUGAUUGCACAACAUGUUACAGGUAAGUAAACACACAUAGGGCAACUACUACUAUGGUGGGGAAUAAUAAACAAUGUUAACUCUAAAAAUGUAACUUUUUUACAAAACAAAAGUGGAAGUGAUGCCGACGCCCAGCAUGUCUAGUGGCACCUUUUUGUACAUAGUUCCUUAAGGUGCAUGUUUACAGGUAACGUAGUUGUUUCCCUCCGUAUGUGUUGUCUACCUGUGUGUUAAGUUGCUGUGUAAUGGUUAUAGUGUUAUUUUUUUAUGACGCAGUGAGGCAGACUAUUAUGUUGAGUAAUGACCGCUUGACGGUUCCGAUGUGUUGAGCAGCUCAUUGAGAGUUACAGAGCAACUUCCUUUAAGCAAGCUGAAGUGUGACUGAAGAAUACUUUUUUAUACGUUUUACUUUAUUAUUUUUUUAAUCACCUACGGCUACCAGGCUCAGGCUCAUGGCAGCUUCCGGUGGUAUCCCUGGUAAGUUGAUUUACCCCUGGUUUGUAGUAUUGUCCCUUGACGAGAUAAAACAAAAUGCUUGAUGAAAUGUGAGGGGUGUACUCACUUUUGUCAGCAUGAAGGGUUUUUGGAAUUUUAAAGGAAAGCCAGACUUACUGUAGGGUGGCACUGAUGACCGAGCUCGGGGCGACAACAGACAGUACAGGUGCUCUUCGUUUCAGGUGUUCCGUGGUACAAGGUUUCACAGUUAUUAAUACUGUGAAAAAGAAAAAGAGAACUGUUUACGUGCGAACGGUGGAAGAAUACGUAGGCGGAGUACGUUGGCAAAGUAAUACGCAGUCACUGCUUCACUGAGAAGAGGCAACGCCAUUUUUGUUCUUUCCAGAUAACGUCUAAGAAAAGAAAAGUGAGAAGUGACAUGAAAUUAGACGUGGUAAAACGCUCAGUAGAGAAAUCAACAUGGCUGCAUGCCAGGUCCAAGCCGCCUAAAUGCCACAACCAUCCUUUAUCAAAGGAUAAAGACGGUAUUCAUGGACAUGUGAAAGGUUUAUGAAAUGGACAGUGAUAAGUAAGGAACGUAGUGGUCUCAUUAUUGAGACUUCCUCCUCAUAAUAAGCCUGUCGCUCCCUCCUUGCAACGCCCUUCCAGUGUGCAAGACAACCUAAGACAACUUAGGUGUUAAUUAAGGUAUAAGCUCCGACUUCCACUAAAACUCAACUUGCUGUACAUCACAGUCGCAGGAACGGAACACGGUCGUAACCCGAGGACCACCUGUACGUGAGGGUUGACUGUUCACCACGCUGCCACAAAGUACUCCAGAAUAUGUCCUCAAAACGUUUGUUGCCAUACAGAUAUAUUAAUAUCCGCAAAGGUCAAGCGCUGUGUCGUUGCUCUGACGUCGGCAAAAGGUGGACAGCUGCCGCCCGUCUCAGUUGAGGGGCUUUAGGGUUGUUAUUCAACCUAAUGAGGCCCGAGAGCAGAUCCCCUCAGAGAGUAUUUAUAAAGUUACUGGUGAAGUUUUCCAUGAUUAUUUUCCACCGGGCGGCUGACUAAUGCUGAUGUUGCUGUUACUAUACAUUCUUGAGGGUUCGAAGCAGAUAGUCGCUCGUACUGUAAGUGGACAACUGCUGCAGUGUAGAGCGCUAUGCGGUAGCGCGUAACCCCUCUUGGCAGGUGAUUGUUGUUGGCCGCACAUUAAAGGUGUCGAUCCCCUCGUUGGCGUGGUGCGACUCUAGUCUGCGUGAGGCCUCGGCGGCGGAAGCAACCAUGCCUGAAAUACUACAUGCCGCCGGACCUCCAGAAUGUGUAUGGCAACUUCCAACGUUCCGCUUUCACUUGACUGUUCUCUUUUGGCUGCAGACAGGUUCAUCAGUUUUAUGACAUAGGACAGCUAUGUUGUCAUAGCACUUUGGACCUCUAAACAGAUGAGGACAGCAUGGUGCUAGGGCUCUCAGAGUGGGAUCCUGCAUUGCAAAGACUUGUCAACCUAACACAAUAAGGGUCCAAAGCUUUGCCCUUCACGGAAACCCAAGACUGUCUCUGUUGAGCUUGUAACCUCCGGUAGAUCCACUGUGUGUCAUUAGCUACAGUUUCCUUAUUGCUACAACAAGUUUACUGCCUUGUCCUCUUAGGGGUUCAGUCCCCUCGCAUGUCAGGGACUUUCCGGCAGUGUCAGGCAUGUGACGUUGUAGCCACGGGGGCAAGAGGGGCAGUGGGAGGUGUGGAUUUCCUCUGCAUGCCAUUUCACUGCCGUUAACGGUCUGAGCUGCGCUUUAACAAGCUGGUCAACAAGCAGCAUGCCAGACAGCAUUAUUUGAUUACCAACUGAUACCUCUUUUCUUUAAGACUAAGGUUGUACUCAUGCUAGGCCAUUCGUACUGCGCUGGCUGCCGUCACUGCCGUCCUUUUCCUGACAUGUUUGCUGUUGUAAUACCUCAAUUUCCCUGACAUUGUGGAUUAUUUCCAUUCUUAUUUGAAUUCGUUCUAAUUAUGGAAGAUGGUGGCUGCCAUUAAUUUACACACGAGAGGAACGAUCACAUUAAAUAAAUGACACAACUUUAUUACGCACACACAAAUGUUGUCCUGGAGUAAGUGGCUGUUCAGUGGGUUUUGGAUUACUUUGAGUCUUUAUUUCUAUAAUGUGUCGCUUAUCAUGAAUAACCUGAGACGAGCGAUUGCAUUACAGUCUAUGACAAGGCUACGUUGUGCAUGUGCAGGCAAUCAUGCCCACCUAUUGCAGUCGCGCCAAAAGAAGGGAACUUGAGAGCGGGUCAUAGCACUCGCACUAGCCAAAUGUGCAGGACAUUAGUCGUGAAGUGUGAACUGGGCCCAAACACGGCCUCGUAUGCACACAUCUUAAGACACCUGCCCCAGAUUAAACACAAGCCACAAUGCACCAAUCAUGCUUGAUGUCAAUAUUUGUAAAGACAAUCAUAAGAUCUAAAUUCACAUGAACAACUCUGAGCCCAAAUCUCUAUCUUAGCACAGCUAGCAGAGGAAUUUCCGGACAAGCAGGUGGACUCUAGGCACUUCCUCGGACCUCUUCGACACGGAUCUAGUUGAUAUUACACGUCAAGGCGGACAUCAAACGGCUUCCAUUUUGUUUCCUUUUGCAGCCGCUUUCUUCGCGGCAUCAAUGGGGUGUUGAUAUAAAAACUUAAUACCAUCCUGACGUGACUUAUCUCAGUUGCAUAACAUUCUGGAACGCUCUCAAAACAAACAGUAGAAUCCUGUCAAGCAGGGAGGUUAGAAAAAUGGCUAGGUGGCAAUCAUGUGACCUAGAGGCAGUCUGUCACUUCUGGUCUUCACUUGGGGGCCAGAUGUCAGAGUAUUAUAAAGAUUUAGAGCCGAAUAUACGAGCCAGGUAUCUUCAAAAAAUAGCUGAAUGUGAUGGAGUGAAUGCAUACAUAUUUUAGAGAAGAAGACCUUCUACACUUGCAAGGAAUGAAAGAAUUACAAAAGUAUAUGGACACAUAACUUCUUUACAUCUAGUUGGGUCCACAAAUUAGGCUUCAAUUAGGUCCUGAAAGACAAUGUUGGACUUAUUUGUGGAUGCGUAAAUACCGUAUUUGAUGGAUUGUUGCAUGCAGUGACAUCUUUAGUUGUUGGAGUUCGUUUAUAACUUUUUCUGUACUUUUCUUCAUCAUAUAUAAUUCGGUGUCUGCAGUUGCUUUAAGGCUGGGUUGUGCCUCAACGUUGUGUUAGAUUGUCCAGCAUAGUUUGCAUAAAUUUAGAUUUUGUAGAUGGCAAGCAAAUGUUUUGCCUCCAUUUCUCGUCCAAGAUGAGUUUAUUAUAAGUCUUUAAGUCUGAUAAGCAUUUGUUGCUGUCAUGACCGGGUUUAUAGUUUGUUGUGAGGCAAUUCUUUCUGCAUUUUAAUGAGCAUUUUGGAGUUCCCACAAUAUUUUAACUUUGGUUUUAUUCUUGGUUUUAUUUUCUCACCCUACAGCCACCUUUCUCUGCCUUAUUUGGUUGUUUCUUGAACUUUUUUCCCUUUAUGAUGGACAAGCUUAGUAAUAACUUUUCCUCAAAUCCCUAUUUAAGAUAAGAUAUGCCUUUAAGAUAACAUAUUCUAUUUUUAAAAAAUUCUAUUAAAAAUAAAAUAAAAACGUAAAAAUGUAUUUGAACGAUUUCCACAUGGGAGAACAGCGCAUGAAUAUGGCAUUUUUGCUCCGACUUUAUAUGACUUCAAGAUAUGAAUACUCUUGCUUGCCCCCCACCUGUUUGAGUUCGUGAGGACUCCAACCGGAUGUGAUAUCGCGUGAAACCCAGCAAUGAACCUUCCCAAACCUUCCCAAGUGUCAUCAUAGCGUGACGUUCCCAUCCACGUUCAAAGAUGCACCCAGAAACUGUGCUGUUAGUUCAUUACGACCAGCAAUGGAGUUGCAAAGCUGUUAUACGCUCUUGUUAAAAAGUUUAAGACCAGUUGAAAAAUGGCAAGAAUUUAUAUUUUUGCACUGUUGGAUUUGAGGAAGGCUCUAAGUGGAGCUUCAAAAUGCAAAAACAAGAAAUGGGAUUGAGACAAAAAUAUUUUUGAGUAAGCAAUUUAUUGCAAACAAGCAUUAAAGAGUAACAGGUUGUUCAUCAGCUGAUCAAAAGUUUAAGACCACAUCCUUUUAAAAGCCAAAAUCUUUGCAAAAAUGUUGAUUCAGUGGGAUUUUUUUGUCAGGUAAUUCACACUGUAAUGAUCUCUUGAUGGCAAAGCCAAAAAUGCUUUCUCUCUUUGAACGUGGUCGAACUGUUAAGCUGCAUAAGCAAGGCCUCUCGCGGCGUGCCAUUGCUGCUGAGGUUGGACGCAGUAAGACGGUCAUUUUAAACUUCUUAAAAGAUCCUGUGAGUUAUGGAACAACAAGUCAACUGGUAGACCCAAAAAAAGUCACCCCCCUGAGCCGGAGGAUCUGGUUGUUUGUCAAGACACGGGGCGGUCCUCAGCCCAAAUAAAGGUUGUUACUGGUGCUGAGUGUAGUCCAAUAACCAUUAGACAGCAUCUGCGAGAGAAGGGUUUUAAGGACAAAACACCCUAAUGUUUUGAAAGGCCUCGCCUCCUUUAAUGCCACAAAAUUGCCUGUUUGGAAUUUGCACAACAGCACCAAACAUGGUACAUGGAAAGGUUGAAGCGAGUUGUAUUCUCUGAUGAGAAAAAAUGUAACCUUGACGGUCCUGAUGGCUUCCAACGUUACUGGCAUGACAAGGAGAUCCCUCCUGAGAUGUUUUCCUCACGGCAAAGGAGAGGGGGCGCCAUCAUGAUCUGCGGUGCUUUUCCCUUCAAUGGAACAAAUGGCGUCAAACGGCAGCUGGCUAUGUGGAGAUGUUGCUGGGGGCAUCCCUCAUGACUGAAGGCCCUCGUCUGUGUGGUAAUGACAAAGGACUUCUUCCAGAGGAAUAACCUCACUCCUGCAUGUUCUUCUGAUCUAAAACCAAAUGAGAAUAUUUGGGAAUGGAUGGCAGGGGAAGUUUACAAACGUGGACAUCAGUGCCAGACAGUGGAUGCCCCCAGAGAAGCCAUCCACCCCAUCUGGAGCAACAUUUCCACUAGCCUCCUGGAAACACUGGCAUCAAGCAUGCCCAAAGCAAUAUUUUAGGCGACUAACUGAAUGGUCUUAAACUUUUGAUCAGCUAAUGAACAGCCUAUUUCAGUUCAAUUGUUGUUUGCAAUACACUCAAAAAAUGUUUUGUCUCGCUUCCAUUUCUUCUUUGUGCAUUUUGAAGCUCUACUUAGAAUCUCCUUAAGAUCCAACAGUGAAAAUGUAAAUUCUUGCCAUUUUUCAACUGGUCUUAAAAUUUAGGUCAGGAGUGGAUAACAAAAAGACUUAUCUUGCAUCUUCAGGGCUGGAUGACUGAGCUCUGUGUGGCAGUCAAACAAUGCAAACCAACUGGAACUGGACAUGAACAUCACACAUCUUCUUCACAAACGACACGUCUCGCUCGUUUCAACGCCUCCUGUGGCUGAUGUCGAAUAAAAUCAUUUGGGAGGUUAUUUCCAAGCCAAACGUGUAGUUGUGAGAAAGCACUGUUGUGUUUGUGAUAACACAGGAGCAAAAGAAGAGUUUGUGUGGUGUCCCUGUGUCACACAGCUAAAUGAAUUAGACCAGUGGUUCCCAAACUAUUCACAGUACCCCUUCAGACAUCUGACUGCAAGUCAUGUACCCCCUAUCCCGAACACGUAAAAAACAUAAACCACGCAAUGAAACGUUGAUAUAUUGUCAAACAUAUGACAUAUUAUGACAUUAUAAAUAAAAAAAUCAUGUAUCUUAAUUUUCAUCUGCGCACAUAGGCUACUAAUAUAAAACAGAAGGUGUAAGAUAUCUCCUGGCAGGUUUGUCUUCCGUUUGGUGGGCUUAUUUAUAACAACAAGCUGGGGUAAGAUGUGGUGAACUCAUCUUACUGAUCUUAUGCUAUUUUGCUGUGCUUUGGUUUGCAACAAUAUGGAAAUAAUCAGUACAAUGCAACUAAUGUUACACGUGGACGUGUAAAUAAUUAUGAAAACAAAGGCACAUAACGUUCAGAAAUCAAUAAGUAAAUUCAUUCAACACGAGGCUUGUUACUGAGCCAGAUGGACGUAUGAGCACAUAUAGCAUGAGAUUACGCACCAAGCAAAAAUGCACAGCAGCACACCGCUAACGUUAUUAAAGCUCACCUCUGUGCAUUUACACACAGCAUUAACAUUUGGGAACAAGGAUGAGGUGAAAGGAAGAAUAGAAAAUACACGUCGGUGCAGCGUCGGAGAAAGCCAUAGUCCAAGUCUGGACCUGCGUCACACAUGGUGUGUUCAAGGACUGCCGAACAAAGAAGACACAUUAUUCAUUGAAGCUUACACAUGCAGCAUUGGGGAUCCAUUCAACAGUGCGUCCAUUCAACAAACAAAUGACAUACUCAUACAGCUCAGAAAACUUCCAAAUUAGUCACAGCACCAUGUAAGAAGUCCAGCUCUCAUUGAGCACACAAUGUUCUUGAAAAAUCUUGAAGAUUAAACACUUUCAGUGCACAAUGUCAUAAACUUAUUUGUCCAUCUAACACACACAGAAUAAUAAACACGCUGUCACCUUUCUUCUGCCUCGUACUACAUACCCGCCGGCUGUUCACAUGAGGCGUUCAAGCGCAUUACGUAAAUCUCAGUGUGUAGGCAAGCUGUUUUUACUUUUUAUUCACGUACCCCCCACCGCAAUGUACUUUGGGAACCCAGGAAUUGGACGAUCAUCAAAUGCAUUUCAAAAUUCGUACUUGCUAUUUACAGAACCGUAAAUGACUUGUGCAUGUUUACUUCUGCAUCAUUUGCCGGCUGUCUCAGUCUCGCCGACCUCCUUGCCCCCUUACGGCCAAAAGAACAUGUCAGAGACUAAGUGAGAUAAUUAGAAGGGUCGGUCUUCAACCUCACCUUGCAUUCUCAUUCUUCCCUCCGGCUUCCUGUGGUCGUCCUCGGACCUCGCUGAUCUUGUGUUCGGGGACCGUUAUUGAAGCAUUCCUCAGAAGCCCUGGCCUGCAAAGAGCGUCUCCUUUUCUGGAAGUUUUUAGGAUCUGACCGAGUGGGUGUCUGCGGAUCAUGCCUUUUUAUUUGCCUUUCUAAAAGCCUAGGAAAGGAUUAGUGAUUAUUUAACAGGGGUUCGAGGCACUCACAGCUCCCUGAAAGAAUGACGGCAGCUUGAAUCAAUUACAGGGAAAUGGGAUGAUCCGCUACCACCUUUUAGAUGCAAUAUAUUGUUUUGCCUGUUCAGGAUCUGGUUGUGUUCAGACAUGUUCCUGCUUGAGACAGCGCGUAGGCGUGUAGGCCUUUGUGAUUACGGGAAGCGCAGCAGUCAGCACAACCUAACAGCCUUCUUCUUCCCGACAUCUGUCAUAGUCGUUCCCCCCUGCUGGAACGUACUGUGAUCCGUGUCUCAGGGAUCUCUAUUGCUUCCCAGACAAUCCUCUCUAUUGGCAGCACGAUUGGAUUUGACCUGCAGCUGUGUGACUUGAAUAGAAAUCCAUCGAAACUAAAUGAUCGGUCACGCGACUUUAAAAAGGAACACGAUAAUGAGGGUGCGUUACUGUCACGUCUGUGGGACUGAACACUCCAAGAACACUCCAUGCACUUUUCUCUGCAUUCUAAAUAUCUAAAAACAUAAAAAGAGACAGCUCAUUUUUGCACGUAAUGCGACACACCUAUGCCACGUACACAGACCGCGAUUAAAACACCUCCAAAAACUUCCAACAAGGUUUUAUAUACAUGCUGUGACCAUGUACUAACAGGUACAUUCUUCAUAACAUGUAAUGCAUACAGUACUUUGCCGUAUUUUGGUCCUUUUAAGCAUUACCGGAACAUCCUUCCUGGGUGCAUUGAUUUCACAUAACAACAUAUAAACGAACGUCAACACCUAGCGUUAAUUCUUCCAAACUCAAAAACACAGCAGCAGUGGUGGCAGGUCCAAUAUGGAGCCUGACCUCUUUGGUAGUGGUCUGAGGCAGGGAUGUCCCAAUUCGAUCUUCAGGAUCGGGAUCGGCUGAUGUUCCGCUGUAUUUGUGAAGAUCGGUUAAUAUCGGCUUUCGCCAUGAGAUCGGGACAAUCCGGUUGCCGUAUCACGUUUGUAACAUCACGUCACGUUUGACCCACACUCCGCAACAUUGCAGGUGCGGUAAUGUGCCUCAAUGCUGGUUGCCACUCGACUCGAAAACGUUUGCGGUGUACCGUGGUGAAGUUAGUUUCACGUUGGACGUUGGAUAUUUGGCUCCGUAGCUAAAGCAGUAGUUCCCUCUCACUGUGCCCAGACUGCUGCGUCACGGUGUAGCGAGCUCGCACGGGAUGUUCUGCUCUGAUAAUAGGGACCGCACAAACAUUACUAAACAUGUCGAAAAGGCGGCGAAAAACCUUAGAAACUCCUCUGUUACGGAGCGUGAAUGGAAGCUAGCGGGGUUUGCUUAGUUUAGCUAGUGCAGCUGUGUGUGCGUGUGUGUGCGCAACUCAGGUGGGAAGUAUAUAUUGUCACUGUGUUGUGUUUUACUGCUUUAACGUAAGGACCAUUUUACAUUGCCCACUGACGGCGUGCAGGUUCGGACUGAAAAAAGAGGAGAGACAUCUUUAUUCUUGCACCCAGCGCAAAUCAACCGUCAAUUGCCAUUCGCGACACGCAACACAUUCCGGCCUUCAAAAUAAGAACGGUCUUUGUCACAUUUGUCUAAUUGUGUAAACAAAAUAAGGGUGUCAUUAAAAUAUCUUGCAUUAAUAACGCUAUUGGCAUUACAUCUGUGACUACAUCUUCCUUCAUCACAAGCACGGGCAUUACAGUUUGUUUGAAGAUUUAGCAGCAAUACUUGCUGAGGCUGACAUCCCAUUCGAAUAGUUAGCUAAGCUACAUCCAUUUUCAAUUACUGGACAAAAUGGGCCAAUGAUGUAUAGCAUCAAGAAAUGUAAGGAUUUUUGCAUUUUAGUCAUGAACCCAAAUAGCACACACUAUAUGCUGGUAAAAUAAGUGGAAAAGGUAAAAAACUGAAUUCUAAAAAGAGUUCUUAUCUUAUUCUAAAUCACAUCACAAAUUGUGUCAAAUGAUCAGUCCUACCCUAAAAGUAUUUUGCGCACCCAUUUUUUCCAAUUGUAUCUUUUAUUGUAUCUUUUAUUGGAUUAGGGACUUGACUCACAGAGGUUUGUUACAAAAGCCAAACAAUAUUGUUGGUCAUGCUGUGUAGUAAAAAAGUAAAUUCAGCAAUACUUUUCUUGCAUUAUUUCCAAUGCUUUGAGAGCUAUUUUCAUAACCAUAUUCAAUUCCACAAAUUCAUGUUUGUAACAAAAGCUUAUUAUUAUCAAAAAAACAAAAAAGAUCUGUACGGGACUGGAUCGGAUCGGCAAGGCUGUAAAAAAAAUCGUAUCGGAAGCCAAAAAAUGUGGAUCGGGACAUCCCUAGCCUGAGACGUUGUGACACGCUGCGGGCGAGCGUGUGGUGAAGCUAGUCGGUAGCUGGCUAGUAGCUAGCCGUUGUGGCGUGGUGAAGUGUCAGUGCGCCAGUAACGUACUUCGAUCGGCGUAACAAUGUUAAUACUAAUAAUAACAAUGUCGCUGUAGCUUGGUUAAUAUGCACGUCACAUUAUAUGUACAUGGGGCGUUGUUGGAGUCUUUUUCAGAAGGCUUUAUAGGCGGAAUAAGCGUUUCCCAUCACGUGCAGUACUGACUUGUCUGUUUUUAUAUCUUUAGAAUGCACAAAAAAGAGAAAGACAUACUGUAUGUAUUCAUGUCUCACAUAUGGUUUGUGGAUGAUGGGCAAAUUUCCAAAACAAGUGCAGUUUUCCUUUAAACCAUAAGCGGAAAGGUGUACAAUUAUACUAUGUUUUACCAAUUGUAGAUCAGUGUCAGAGAUCCCAAAAUAGUGUAUUGGAAGUGUGUUGUUCAAAAUCUAGCCUUGGUGCUGGAAUUAAGACAGUUUAAAGUGUUUUUAGUAAGGGUGACUAGGAAUAAGCCCUUUUGUGUGUCUGCCAUUUUGCUCCAAAAAAGGCCAUAAUACUGUAAAUUAUGUUUUUCUCUGAAUCUACAAGGUCUGCAUGGAUGAUCUUGGGAUCAAAAUAAAAAUGAGACUUCAAUGUAAAUCGAGGCUAACUUUUAGCUGACGUUCUUCUGGUUACGUGGAUGUAUAGCAGGGGUUACCAACGUUUUUACUUGCGAGAGCUACUUUUAGAAAAUGAAAAUGGCCACAAGCUACUCAUUUUUGUAGAAAUGAUUUUCAUACCUUAUUUCAACCCAAACAGAUCAAAUAUGCUUGUUUUACCAGAACAUUAACAAAAUGCUGGUAUCCACAACUCACAUUUUAUGUUUCAGAAUACUUUUCUUUCGAGUGUUCUCACAUUAUUAACUGAAAACCUGAAUGAAAGCAGGUUUGCGGGCACCUCAUGUGGUCGUAGGGGGCCCGCGGGCACCAGGUUGGUGACCCCUGUUAUAGCAUGCAUUUAUUGGUACAAGCGCAAUUACCCAGUCAACAUUGUUGCCACCCAGCUGCUCCCAAAAACGGGGUCCGUCGCUUUUAAAAAGUGAAAAAAAACCUCCACUCUCAACACUUCUUAUUGACACACACUUCAAACCAGUUCAUGCUGACAGUUUUAGUUCCCACAUUCUUUUGAAGGACUUUUUGAUAGCUUGCUAAGUGAAAUACUGUACAAGUGUGUUUACUCACUGCAUGUGUGUGAGGGGGACCUCUGCCAUUGUUGAGCUCUUACAUCCUGACAAGCGCAAGCCUGCCGGGUUAAAAAUAACCUAGUGCUUUCCAAUUUUGACGUCUUUUGGGACCGGCUGUUUUGAUUUUACACACGUCAAACACCCCCACCCCCUACUAUCCUUCCUCUGCCAGAAUGCUUGGGGUCACUGGCAGCGACUUCCUGUCACUUAGUUCCUCAUAACUAUCCCUAAAUACGCAAAAGAGAGAGAGGACACCUGGGAAGGGAAGGUGUGUGCUGUCACUGUAAAUGACAGUUUCUAAAAGUAUGAAUUGUCUUUAUUCCGAAGCUUCAGAAGAUAUGUGACGAGUUUGGUGCGCAGGCACAACAGAAUUAGUCCAUGGAAAAACAUCACUUCAACAUAAAAGUCUGAGGAGUUGUAAAGCAGAUGUGGUUUCCAACUUUAACUCGAUGCAGUAAGCUGCUUAUCUCGACGCCCUUCGAACUGUCCAUUGCUUGCAUAUUUUCUUAUGACUUUUGCGAGAUUGGGGCAAUAAGAAAGGAUUUUUGAAACGACAGCAGUUGUUGAUGUCGUUUUCCUCCAUUUGUGCAUAUUUUUCUUUUGAUUCGUCUGUUGUCAUAUGGGCUGCACAGUGGCCCAGUGGCUAGCAUGUUGGCCUCACAGUCAGGAGAUUGUGGGUUUAUGUCUCUGGUGGAACAUCUCUGUGUGGAGUUGGCAUGUUCUCCCCAUGCGUGCGUGGGAUCUCUUCGGGUACUCCGGAUUGCUCCCACAUUUAAAAAAAUAUUCAUUGUAGGUUAAUUGGAGACUUUGUCCAUAGUUGUGAAUGUGAGUGCGAAGGGUUGUUUGUCUAUAUGUGCCCUGCUAUUGGACGGGCGACCAGUCCAGGGUGUACCCCGUCUAUCUCCCGAAGACAGCUGGGAUAGGAUCCAGCAUACUUGCGCCAAGUGAGGACAAGCGAUACACAAAAUGGAUGGAUGGAUGUUUUCAUGUGAUAUUGUAGCGACAGGAUUGACUGGUGACCAGAUUAAUCGAUGGUGUACCCCGCCAAUUUUGCCCAAAGUCAGCUGGGAUAGGCUCCAGCAUACCCCGCGCGACCCCACUAAGUAUAAGUGACAUACAAGAAGGAUGGAUGGAUGGAUGGAUUGUAGCAAGAGUAUUGUCUGUGGUUCUGAGCUGUGAUUCAGGGGUUGGGGGAUAGGGUGCGGUGGUGUUUGCGUGCCAGGUAGAGCCAGCCUAAGAGAGAAGAAGGGUUGCAUUUAGGUGUGGAGUGCGUCUUACUGUAAGCUAUAUAGCAUUGUUUUGGAGAAGCUAAUAAGCAAAUAAAUGACGACUUAAUACAAUAUUUUAUACUUUAACAGAGCUGCUGCAGUAAAGUUGACUACGAUGACAAUAAAGCUUUCAUACAUGUACAAAUCUUUCUAACUAGACUAGUGACUAGACGUUGCAUCAUGCUGCUGAGCGACAAUGAUGACGUUGACCAUACUGCAUACGUUGACAUAUACGGAACAGUUUUCAUAGAAAUGACCCCUUUGAGUCUAAAUUUAUUCAUUUAUGUUUUUUUGAGAAAAGCAUAAGUCGACUUAAGCGAGCACUUUUUAGUAAUAAAUAAUAACGUAGUGGACCGGGACUGACGUCAGGGUGACCAACUUAAGCGGGUGCCACUGUACCACCAAAAAUGUCAAAUAUAUAUAUAUAUAUAUAUAAUAAUAAACUGUACCCCACUAUGUGUGGCCAUGGCUAGCGUAAACACUCCAAACAACAGCCUGUUGAGCCAAACCGAUUCAGCAUUACACAUUAUAUAACUCUAAUAUCAUGUGGAAGAGCCUCAUUGUGUAACAGCUCCCAUCGCUAUUGGGGACACUGUUUCAUCGCCAGCGUUCAAGGGUCUUCAGGUCUACUUGUGUUGCCCUCUUCCAAACUUAGCCGGCUUCCAAUCAGAUGUCUCUGUUUGCUUCUUCAGCUUCUCAACAGAGGCGACAUGAAAACGCUGCAGCAAAUGCCAUCAUAGUGUGCUAGACAGAAGGUACGGCUGCACUGAACAAGAGACACUACUGGAUGCUGCGCUCGUGAAGUUUAUGUGGCACGGUCUGGGUGACACAGUUCAGACUGACGUGGAAGGCAUUUUGCGGUAUGAGACGAGAAACCAUAUUUGCUCACUUUUAUGACAUGUGCCCAAAGAGGACUUCUAGCUCAUAGGCAAAGACAAGAGACAGCGAGUUUGGAACAUUGAAUAUAUAUUUGCGUAGCGUCGCAGAUGAUGGGUGUGGUGUUCCCCUGCAGGCAGGAGAAAGUACGCUAAUGCAAAUUAAAGAGGCCAUACAAUGAAAAAAAAAAAAGUUCCCGUCACAAAAUAAAAGUGACUGAAUCGCGAGCUGCGCAUAGUCGAGGAGAUCGUCCUGUAGCAUACAUAGGAGGAAACCGGUGGACGCCGAUAUGCCGCUUUUUCACAAAGCGAUCAUUUUCAACCAGCGUGUUUUCCACCCUGCUAAAUAUGGACUCACGCGAACACCCUUGCAUGUUACCACAAUACAGGUGUUGUAUUUAUGCUUAGAUCUGUUGCAACUGGAGAGAUGCCUGCAAGACCCCUGCCACAUUGUCAUACCCCCGUGCAUCAGUGAAGCUGACCGCUUCAGUCUGGUGGCCCUGCGCCACAUCCACAAGCAGCUGGACGACGACAACGACGGCGGCAUCGAGGUGAACGAAAGUGUGGAGUUUAUAAUAGAAGACAUGAAGCAGCAUCACACCAACAAGCAUAGCAACCUGCACCGCGAGGACCAGCACAUUACCGUGGAGGAGCUUUGGAAGGCCUGGAAGACCUCUGAAGUUCACAACUGGACCAUGGAAGACACGUUGCAGUGGCUGAAGGAUUCGGUGGAACUUCCCCAGUACGAGAAGAACUUCCGGGACUUCCACGUCACGGGCAACACGUUGCCACGAAUUGCCGCAAACGAACCAUCCUUCAUGUCCAUGCAGCUAAAAAUAUUAGACCAGCGACAUAAACAAAAACUCAACUUGAAGGCCCUCGAUGCCGUUCUAUUCGGCCCCCCGCUCCGCCCACAACACAACUGGAUGAAAGACUUCAUCCUCAUGGUCUCCAUAGUGAUCGGGGUGGGGGGUUGCUGGUUUGCCUAUGUGCAGAACAAGUACAGCAAGGUGCACAUCUCCCAAAUGAUGAAGGAUCUGGACAGCCUGCAACACGCCGAGCAAAGCCUCCUCGAUCUACAGAGUCGUUUGGAGAAGGCUCAGGAAGAAAACCGUACCGUGAUUGUGGAAAAGCAGAAUCUGGAACAGAAGAUGAGGGAUGAGAUCACAGGCGCCAAGAAGGAAGCUUACAGACUUCGGGAACUGCGAGAGGGCGCCGAAUGUGAGCUCAGCCGGCUCAAAUACGCUGAGGAGGAACUCGUCCAGGUACGAAAAGCCCUGAAGCGAGCCGAGAAGGAGAUGCACUCGGAGCGCUCGCUGCCUGAAGCACUGCAGAAGUGGCUCCAGCUCACGCACGAGGUGGAGGUUCAGUACUACAACAUCAAAAAGCAGAGUGCAGAGUUUCAGCUCUGCGUCGCCAAGGACGAGGCAGAGAAAAUCAAGAAGAAGAGAAGUUCCGUCUUUGGGACGCUUCAUGUAGCACAUAGCUCCUCAUUGGACGAGGUGGACCACAAGAUACUUGAGGCCAAGAAGUCCUUGUCCGAGGUGACGGCGUGCCUGAGGGAGCGUCUGCACCGCUGGCAGCAGAUCGAGAGGCUCUGCGGAUUCCCCGUUGUCAACAACUCGGGGCUGCCGAGUCUGACGGCCAGUCUCUACUCCGACCACAGCUGGGUGGUGAUGCCGUGCGUCUCUGCCCCGCCUUACCCCAUCGCGGGCGGGGUGGAUGACCUGGACGAGGACACGCCUCCCAUCAUUCCACAGUUCACAACCACUUUGAUGCGACCCCCGCUGACACGUAACAGCAGUCUGUGCCGCUCCCGCCGCAGCCUUCUCAGCUCAUCCUCGCUGAUGUCGCCUGACCCCGACCUGCUGUCCAUGGCCAGCUCGUCCCUCUCCUAUCACCUCGAGGCAGACGUCGAAAAUGUCGAUAGGAGGGGGUAUGUAGCGCGGGCCGGAAUGCCGCGGAAUGCUUUUAACGUGUGGACUCACAGGGACACCGCCCAGGAGGCCAGCUCCGACACAGACUCCUUAAACUCCUUGAUGGGCCGCAAGCCACUGCACAACCCCUGCUUCGUGACCUCUGAGACCCCUUACCGCAAGAUCUCCCGUGAGGAGAUGCUGCUAUUCAACCAGAGCCCGGAGUUUCCCAUGUAUACCACCAUCACCAGCAACAGCAGGGACUCCACACCCCCUUCUCUUCCCCCCACGCCGGCUGCCACCCCCUCGAGCCCGCCGUCCACUUCACCCUCACCGGCCUUGGAGCAUCACAUGUUUGCAAACAGAGGCUCGCCGGACCUCACCCGCGUUUCGCCAGACAGCCAGGUGGUCCCCCAGGGAGGCUCCACAUCGAGGAAGGGCGUGUACAACGGCAUCCUGGAGAAGUCGCACAGCUUCGGCCAGCUGCCUGCCAGCAUGCUGCCUGCCGUGGGCCGCUACCCGUCCCUCACCUCCCUGGACUCGGAGGGCCGGAGCGUGGGACGGGAACACAAGCUCCUGAGCACCUCCUCGCAGGACUCCAGCGACAAUGGAGAGAAAAUCAAGCGCUCCUCCUCCAAAAUCAAAAGCUUAUUUAAGAAGAAAAAAUAAAAAGAUAGCGUGGUGUGUGAGAAAGAAAUAGAAUAUAUUCUAAUAUAACAAGGACUUCAUUGUAAGCUAACGCUAAAACAGCUCUCUUUGUCAUCAACAACAGAAUGUAGCUCAGUCUGGUCGCCUUAUUUUUCACUAAUGCCUUUUUCUCGUUUAGUUCAUUGAGAGGUCGACGUUUUUGUUUUUUUCCUCCAUUCUGACCUCACAUUAUGGAGGCGUUUAUUUAUUUCGAAGCACAUGCAUGCAACGCUUGCCGUUGCCGCACACUCCUCGAUACAUGGAUUAUAUGGGUUCACUUGAUUUAUUCACCUUGGCGAAGGUUAAAAAAAAUGUUGCACUACUUCCUGACAAUUUGGGAAAGAGUUGAAGGUCACAUGAGCGGCAGCAUGGAGGCACCGGAGCCAAAAGGAUGUGCCGCCACUUUAAUGCUACAGCUCAUCUUAAUAAAUAUACAAUGUUUUCUUAUUAUAAAAUGUGUUCAGAGGUUUAUAGCAAUGGGGUGAGGCGUGGGGUGGGGGGUUACUGAGGAUAUUCUCGUUUGGUCAUGUUCCCGGUUACCUCGUUAUUUACUUGAUUCCCUGCAUCCUGUUGCCAAGCAAAUUUACAGUGCAUCACAAAAGUGUGUCCACCCAUGACAUUUCUGCAUUUUGUUUUAUUUAUUGCAAUGAAUUUGAUCGUAUUUUGAACUUUUCAUGGGACAACACUGACGAAAUGACACGUUGAUACAAUGUGAAUUUGUCGGUGUCCAGCUUGGUGUAACUCCCAGCCAUUAACGUCUAAACUGCUGACACCCCCAAGUGAAAUGUUCAAAUUGUGCCCAAUUCGAUAGGCGCACUGACUACCUUACAUUGUAUCCCAAGUGUCUUGAGUGUGUUCUUCAGUGUUGCCCCGUGAAAAGAUGUAUUUGCAGAAAUGUGAGGGGUGUACUCCCCUGCCUCUCGCCCGAAGUCAGCUGGGAUAGGCUCCAGCUUACCCGUGACCCUGAUGAGGAGAAGCGGUAUAGAAAAUGGAUGGAUGGGUGAGGGGUGUACUUACUUUUGUGAGGUACCUGCGAUGUCUUAACUUGCUCACCCACUGAUGUAGGUCAAAUAUUCUGUAUGUAAGGACACACACAAGUGUCAGGAUGUGUGUGUGUGCUGCGAUGAUGGUGUGUCUGUAUCAGACAUUUUUAUUUGCUUCAGAAAAGAAGGAUGCAAUACGGACCUCCUCUUGAUGUGAUGAUGUCAAAAGAGCUCCUGCCUCACACUGUGACUCCUCUCAUGUAGACCUUCUCACCUUCAGCGGCUACAACCUAACUUGAUGGGUCAUGUGACCGGCAGGGGUUGCCGCUGUUUGGAGGUUGUGUGUGUGUGUGCGUGGGUAUGCGUGUGUUCGGACAGGACGACAAAUCAAUGCAAGUUUUCUUUAAACAGCACACGAGGAAGGAAUAAAUGUAAGAGUUGUAAGAUGGGAUGACAUGUUUACGAUACACAAGGGUUUUUUUGACAACAUUUUAUGUGUGAAUAUUUGUAUACUGUAGAAGAAUUAAUAAAGAAGAAAUGGAUCGGCAGCGCUCCUGAGUUAUACUUGAAAGAUUAACCAUCUCUGUUGCAACCUGCUGAUGACAUUGUGACGCUCGAAGCUCAGUGGCUACUUUCCUCUGAGCAAACAUCCUGUUUGAAGCCUCACAAUGGCAAAGUGCGGGUGACCAAUUGUUCGGUGUGCUUUUGGUCUCGUGUCAAAAUAUGAACAAUUCUAAUUGAACCAGGAAAUGUGACUUUUGCCAUUAAGCUCCUUGUUAGAGAACAGCAAGUUGUGCCAAGAGCACCGAAACCCUGAUCAGUUGGACAUGUGCAGUCAAAAGGUUUAGAGGUCAUAUUAAGUUCACCUGUAAAGGUUACAGUGCAUUUUAGCUUCAUCCUGAAAUUUCACCCCAUAUAUCCCUAACUUGUUGUGAGUAGUGAACAAACUAUUACACUAAAAAAUACUAUAAAUACUAUUAAUGUAUAAAUGUAAAUCAGUUUAUAGCUCUACUUGCCGAUAUCGUUUUAUAUUUCAUUGCUGUAUACAGUCAUCCCUCGUUUAUAGCGGUUAAUUGGUUCCAGGCCUGAACGUGAUAAAUACAUUUACGCCAUGUAGGAUUCAGUGUUAAUAAAUUGAGUUUGCGAAGUUAAGAGCAUAGAAAAACGCUUUAUGACUUUAUAAAUACAUUUUUUUUACAUGAUCAGAGCCCUGUAGAUAUGAAAUAACACCUCUAUAGUCACCAUUACACCCCUAUUACUCUUUGUUUACACCACAUUGAGCAACUCUUAUGCUGCAGGGACUCAAGACAGCCACUAGCUAGUGAGCUAACAAGCUAGGGAGCUAACCAUUUAGCCUCAAAUCUAUUUAUUGUAAACUUAAGAAGCCAAAAACCUACCGUGGAAUGGGGGGAGAACUUUUUUUUCCCUCUUAUCAUGUCAGACAUGCCAUGGCUGACUUCAUGUAGUGUUAAUGUAAUGUAAAGUCUCAUCAAUGUUUUCGUGCUACAUUUCAAUAUGUUUGGACUAA